CUGAGCUCCUGUAGCCAGAGCUGACGCCGUCGAGGAAGAAGCUCAGCUGUUAGCGGGAGCGGUGCCACAGGUUCACAGCGCGUUUCCUGACGUCAAAGCCUUUGUUUUGACGUCAUGCUUUGAAGAACAGGUCGCCGAUGAGGUGAGUGAGUUUGUCGCGCACGAUGAGUGAGUGAUUUGGUGGAUUAGUUUAAGAUCUGUCGCCAUGUUUGUCUGCGAAACACCGAAGCCUGAGAACUGACCGUGCAGUCCGAGCGGGGCGUCAUAGUGUUCAACGUGUUUGGUCCGCAUGAUGCGUGCAAGAUGAUUGACAGUGUUCUGAGCUGAGCGUCAGCAACAACACUCCGGACCCGACCCCGGAUGUCGCGUGUGUUCGGGAGAGAAGAGUCACAGUGUGUGCUGGAGGACAACGACCAGGUCAAAGGGCACCGCGGCGUGAGUGUGUUGUCAUGGUAACGACGUCUUGGCGACCAGGUGAGGCGAUGGCGGAGGACCCGCAGAGGAACUUCCGCUCGGCCUACUACGAGAAGGUGGGCUUCAGGGGCGUGGAGGAGAAGAAGUCUCUGGAGAUCCUGCUGAAGGACAACCCUCUGGAUCUGGAGAAGCUGAGCACCUUCACUCAGAGGUUCCCCCUGCCCUCGGUGUACCGGAUCCACGUGUGGAAGGUCCUGCUCGGCGUCCUGCCUCCGCACAGCGACUCGCACGCCCGGGUGGGCGGCUUCCGGCGGGAGCAGUACCAAGACGUGCUGGAGGCGCUGCAGGUGAUGAGGUUCGUGCAGCCGGCCACGCCCUCCAGCCAGGUGCACCUGCGCAUGUUCCAGCUAGAGAGCCAGGUGCUGCCGCGCCGCUCCGAGACCCUGCCGCCGGGCACCGAGAGCCAGGACUUCCUGUCCAUCUGCCGGGCCAUGGAGGAGCUGGCCGACGAGCCGGUGGACUGCUACUGGCUCACCAAGGCCUUCGUCAGCCAGUUCCACAGCAAGUUCGGCGACUCGGUCCCUCACUUGCCCAAGAGUCUGGAGCACUACCUGAGUCAGGAGGAGCCCCGCCUGCUGGCCCACCUGAGGAGCUGCGGCGCGAUGCCCCUGCUGCCCUACACGCUGUGGUUCCGCCGCUGCUUCGCCGGCUGCCUGCCCGAGUCCAGCCUGCAGAGGGUGUGGGACAAGGUGGUGAGCGGCUCCUGCAAGGUCCUGGUGUUUGUGGCACUGGAGAUCCUCCUCAGCUACAAGAUCCUGCUGCUGGGCCUGGCCCGUGGAGACGCCAUCGCCAGCUUCCUGCGGGAGAUGCCGCAGGAGAACACGGACGCCAUCGUCACCAAGGCCGUGGAUCUGUGGCACAAGUACUGCGGCACGCCCACGCACGCCGCCUAGCUCCCGCCCACAGCCCAGCUGACGCGCCAAUAAAAGCUGACGCCGACUGAGUCUGACUCGUCUGUGGUCCCGAGUCA
Molecule: messenger RNA, 1444 nt
Organism: Synchiropus splendidus (mandarinfish)
Lineage: Eukaryota; Metazoa; Chordata; Actinopteri; Syngnathiformes; Callionymidae
Gene: tbc1d7
Product: TBC1 domain family, member 7
Exons: 7
Coding region: 450-1367 (305 amino acids)
Biological process (GO): negative regulation of TOR signaling; activation of GTPase activity
Molecular function (GO): GTPase activator activity
Source: RefSeq, a predicted model, not a curated record